Messenger RNA from Anoplopoma fimbria (sablefish), 3128 nucleotides. It is a transcript of the gene rab33ba, whose product is annotated as RAB33B, member RAS oncogene family a. NCBI's taxonomy places the organism in Eukaryota, Metazoa, Chordata, Actinopteri, Perciformes, Anoplopomatidae. The record is from RefSeq and is a predicted model, not a curated record. Gene Ontology annotation, biological process: Rab protein signal transduction. Gene Ontology annotation, molecular function: GTPase activity; GTP binding. Gene Ontology annotation, cellular component: Golgi apparatus; endosome.
UACACAUUUUAAUCUCGCGAGAGCUGCAGAACCCUCUUUCCUGGAGAACCUCUACGUGUCUUGACAGUGACACCUUUGUUGACUGUAAUGUAAACGUGCUGUGAGUAUAUUGACAAUAACGGGAUUAUUAUUCUUAUCCACCUUUAAAUGCAGACGGUUGUCUCACUGGGCUGAUGUUUCACUGACCCUCCCGACCCACACAUCCAUCCAGCCCGCCGGUCCGACAUGUCGUCGGUGGGGUCGUCGGUGGGUUUCUCCGGCUCUCUGACGAGCUCCACCCUUCCUCCGCCGAGGACCCGCAUAUUCAAAAUCAUCGUGAUCGGGGACUCCGGCGUGGGGAAGACCUGCCUCACAUACCGCUUCUGUGCGGGGAAGUUCCCGGAGAAGACCGAGGCCACGAUCGGGGUGGACUUCAGGGAGAGGCUGGUGGAGUUUGACUCCGAGAAGAUCAAGAUCCAGCUGUGGGACACUGCAGGCCAGGAACGCUUCAGGAAGUCCAUGGUGCAGCACUAUUACCGUAACGUGCAUGCUGUUGUCUUUGUCUACGAUGUCACCAACGCUGCCAGCUUCCGCAGCCUCCCAGCCUGGAUCGAGGAGUGCAAGCAGCACGCGCUGGGCAGCGAGGUACCCAGGAUCCUAGUUGGAAACAAGUGCGACCUUCAAGACUCCGUUCAAGUUGGCACAGACGUGGCGCAACAGUUUGCAGACGCCCAUUCUAUGCCCCUGUUUGAGACGUCUGCAAAGAACCCAAACGGCCAGGGAGACGGAAACUGUGGCGGGGGAAACAAUGACCACGUCGAGGCUAUUUUCAUGACGGUGGCACACAAGCUGAAGUCUCAGAAGCCUCUGGUUUUGAGCCAGCCACGGGGAUCAGCAGGUACCAUCAACCAGCGGGGGAGGGGUGACGGGGGAGAAGGGGCCAGGAGCUGGAGCUGCAGCAGCUGCUGAGGGAGAAAAAUGGAGGGAAAGAGGGAGACAACUUCAAUCUGAGGCUGCACAAGCCAGAGGGGGUUGAAAGCGGAAGGAGCUAAGGGAAAGUGUGGAGGUCUUGAAAGAAGGAACGGAUCCAGCCCAAUGGCUUCACAAUCAGCACGGACAUUUAUGAAUUAAACAUUUAGAAGAGGAUACUUUUUUUUCUCCAAUGCCUAUGCUUUACUUUUUAAAGGACUUUGGUUUGAGGGAGUAUUUACAGUAUGGUUGUUGUUGUUGUGACUGCCAAAAUCUAUCGCGGGUCCAUGGACGAUCUGAACUGAAACGAACUUCAACAAGGGGCCAAGAAUCCGAUUCUAAUUCAGUUUCCCUACUUUCUAAUGCACCACUUUAAGUUUCAAUUCACCUAUGUUUAUGGACUCUGUGGCCACAGAAAACAUGGAGGGAGAUGAACUAGAAAUGUUUUCACUAUGAUAUGAUGGGAGAGCGAAAUUUCACUUCUUUAUGCAGACUUGGGGUGGACAUAAUAUCACAACACGUUAUAAUAUAAUACAAUCUAUUUGGUUUUAAUUCUUCCAUUGAGGGUGCCCGCUGUCAAGUUAUGUUCAGUGUUUCUAAUCAAAACACAUUACAUAACACAAACAAGUUGAAUGCAUUUCCUUCUUUAACGUAUUGAAUGUUAACACAAACAGCUGUCAAUCAGUGGAUUAAUGCUCAUAAAAGCAUAUUGGCUGCUAUCAGUGGUCAAAAACUCCAGUUUCUCCAAGCCUUGAUUGUGCUUAACAUAAAAUCAUGCUUAUUAGUAAGCUCACUGAAAUUAGCAGUUGAUUGGGGGGAAAAAAAUAAAAUUAAAACUACCGAAGAACACAGGGAAAUACCCUAAUCACACCCAGAGUUUCACACUUAUUCGUACUGCUCGUCAGACGCUGGUCAAGGUUCUGUUCACAGCUUGCUUCAGCUGCUCCCAAGUGGUCAAGAAAAAAAGAUAGUUUAAGACACCUAUUUGUGAUGGACGGCACCUUUUGUUAAGGUCUAGUUUGUUUUUAUUAUUAUGCAGUGGGUGGAGUGAGGCUCAGACCUGGGUGGAGUUACACCAAACAGGCUUGCUCUACAGUAUGCACCUGUUGUUGUUCUUCACCACCACUUUUCAACCAGCAUGGAACAGGUUCUGUUUGGAGCAUUUUGACCAACAGAAUUUUUUUUUCUUUAAACCUGAAGUUGUGAACCUUGAUGACAUCAGAGGCAGUGUUGUAUUCUACAGAGUUAAGUCAAGUGUGAAAUUGUCUUCUUACAAUUACUAGUCAUCAUUGUAAUUACUGUUGUUUUUUGGAUAAAAAAAAAAAGAUAUAUCUGUGAUAAUCGAACAAAAGCUUGCAGGUCAUCAAUGCGAUCAGUCUUCUUCUUCUUCUUCUUCUGCUGUUUACUUCCGUUGUGCAUUGACGCCCUCCGUAGAUGAGGCAUCCUUGAUUACAACGGUUCCGUCCAAUCUGGUGACAACGCCGACUAGUUUGCUAGCACCAAGGUUUCAAGAGUCCUUAAUGGAGCUGAUUCAAGAAGCAGAGCUAAUUUUGUGGGGGAAAAUGCCAUCAGUGGUCGGGGAAGAGUUUAACCAGGGAUUGACUGGAUUUUAUGAUAAAGGAUGCAAAGGGAACCUGUUAGGAACUUGGAAAUGGAAUUUAGGGAGAUUACAGCUGGCAAAGAUAAGUCUUUGCUCGCUCUAUCUUUCUGUUCCCGUUUCUUUAUCUGAAGGCAACAAAAUAGCCAAAUUUGUAAACAAGAAUACAGAUUAGCACGUGUAGGCCAGCCAGUGAAUAAAACAGGACAAACACAUACCGUACCUACGACAUAUCCUGUGUGUAAGCUUGUAAUACAACCUUCAGCAUGUGGCAAACACUAUUGUAUGAUAAGAUAAGAUAAUCCUUUAUUAUUUCCGCAGCAGGGAAAUUUGCAGGAUUACACGUAAUAUUGUAUGAUAAAAAGCUGACGCCGUUUAACCCUUCGUAGGCAACGAUGCAUCAUAAGCUGGAGUGGUUAUGGCGAUAGGUUGCAGCCUUGUGUUCGUGGUUGCAGAUGUGUGCUGUGGCCACAGCUGGUCCUGUGGCUCCUCUGAUCAUCACGCUCACAUAGUUAUUGAUCCAAACAAACGGCCUUGUCUCAGGACUGAGUGUUCAGAGGCUAUGCACACAGAUGAAAGAAAG